CCUUGAACGUGUUCUGCAGCUUCAUAUCCUUUUUUCCUCAGACCCCAACAGGCUCGCAAUCGUACCCAGCCUUAGCGCGCCUCAAAUCGCGUUCAAAAAACCCCCGUCCGUUGUGACUUAUGCAAUCUAUCGAAAAUGCGCUGAAAGAGGCGCGGGCCGUCGCCAAUGCCCAGAUACACCGCACACACUUCGUGCCCACCGAACACGACGCACGGGUCAUUCGGGAAAAGGCACAAGCACUCCGCGAUCUGCAGAAGAAUAUCGACAAGGAGAUCGAAAAGCUUCUGACCCAAAAACGCGUUAUACUCGCGCAGUUGCCAGCGCACGAUGCCCUCUUAUCUGUCUGGCGACGUCUGCCACCCGAAAUCCUCUCGGAGAUCUUUACCUUGGCCUUACCAGACGAUUGGGACGACGAGCCCGCGGGGCGGCGUGUUCUCAACUUUGCCUGCGUGUGCGCGAUGUGGCGGUCCGUCGCCCUAAAUACGCCAUCGCUAUGGACGUCCCUGUGGUUCGGCGCGGAAGGGAACCCACUCGCGGGAUGCGAGGACAGGCUGGCCGUGGAGCUUGCUCGCACGGGCCAAGCGCCACUGAAACUCACAGUGGACAUGGAACUCGAUGCGUCGGUAGGCGGUGCUGAGCGUAUUGCCAAAGUCGCGCGGAACUGGAGCGACCGGGCGUGGACCACCCUGUGCGCUCAGGCCCACCGAUGGGAAGAGGUAGCGCUCAUCUGCCAGCCUCUGCAUGCCUACGCUGCCCUAGCUCACCAUGAACUCCCCGUGCUUCGGCGCCUGUUCAUCUCUAUGGACGCAGGUGCCUCUCACGUCAAUUUUCCUGUCGACGUCUUCGCGCGCGCCGAGAAUCUCACCAGCUUCACCGUCCAGUACCUUGCGCCGCCGCGCAGGGUGAUACUACCAAGGUCCUGGGCAUUGACCGAACUGUCUAUCGUGUGUGGUGACCCCUUGGUCGGCAUAUACGAUCCUCCCCUCGCCCCCUUCCUAGACGCCAUAGCCGCAUGCAGUAGCACACUGCGCUACUUCGAGCUAUUCGCCGAGGACCUCGGUUCUGUUCCCGAUGGACCUCCAAUCGUAUUCCCAGUCCUUGAACGGCUCCUCCUACAAAGGAACGCCAUCUCCUUCUGUCGAAACAUGAGCACUCCUUGUCUGGGAGACGCCGUACUGGAUGGAUUAGAUCUGGCCGUACUGGACAGCUUCAUGAUCUUACUUCGCCAGUCAUCGGAGUGCAAAUCGCUACACCGCCUUGCGUUGAAGGAGGUCGAAGAUAUGAAGCCUUCAGCAUUUGUUGCGUGUAUGCAAGCAAUCCCGCAUUUGACAGAGCUCGAACUCUAUCACCUCGAGGGCUCGGUGAUAGACGAAACUUCGCCUCUGUCGGUUGCGAUGCUGGCGACGCUCUCGCGAGAUAGCGGUGUAGAAGGCGCUCUCACUCUCCUCCCUAAUCUAGAGAGGCUACGCCUUGACUUCAACCGCGGGCUCAUAGGCGACGAGGACGAGCACGAGGACGCGGACGAGCUCCGGAAAGCAGUGUACAGUAUCCCAAUGUCGAGGAAGCAUCAGCGAACCGUCGACGGUCAAGUCCUCGCCUCUCUAGAAGGAUUCACUAUUGGGAUCAAUCCAAUGGGACUGCAUUAUCCGUGAUGGGGCUAGAGCUGGGCGGAGGAUUCGGGAAUUGGGGCUGCGAUUCACGGGACGUACUACGGAUAGCUUACACGGCAACCCUCAGUAAUCGGAGGCGCACAGAAAAGGGUCAGAACCUCAACGCAUGGUCUAGUCUAUCAAGAUUCGAAGUGGGGGAUGCCGCGAAAGCUCGCGUUUCCUUGAGUGAAGUCGGAGGCAAGCAUGACGCGUCCUUGGAGAAGUGCGAGAUUCUGAGGCUCGUGUGAGC
Molecule: messenger RNA, 1899 nt
Organism: Schizophyllum commune H4-8
Lineage: Eukaryota; Fungi; Basidiomycota; Agaricomycetes; Agaricales; Schizophyllaceae
Exons: 4
Coding region: 120-1652 (510 amino acids)
Molecular function (GO): protein binding
Source: RefSeq, a predicted model, not a curated record